Dermacentor albipictus is the source of this 1350-nucleotide messenger RNA. RefSeq lists its product as uncharacterized. The record is from RefSeq and is a predicted model, not a curated record. Lineage: Eukaryota; Metazoa; Arthropoda; Arachnida; Ixodida; Ixodidae.
GUUGUGCUGUAACUACAGGCACCAAACCAAACCAAACCAAAGGCAAGCCUAGUGUCGCACGACCCCGCGAUGCAUAGAAGAAGAAGUCACGCAGUUCGAGAGUGAUGGCGACGGUGUCCUUCCCAAGCCCCCUUCGUGCGUCUGAGCCCCGGCUAUUGUGGUCGUCACCUGCAGCCGGCACCCAACGGCCCACGCCGCUGUCCAGAACAUUCGCCGGCGUUCGCGGAGCGACGCUUGUGGCGAGCCCUGCUGGUGAAUGGCUCCCCUGCAGUCGUUCGGAAGAGUGCCACCCCGCAUCCGUCGACCCGCGGCGAGACGACACCUCGUCUCUGCUGGCGUCACGGACGCACUCUGCCGACGGCGGCGCGCAGACGACACUCGAUUCCAGCCGCGAACACCAACCGCUGCUGCAGCUGGAAGCCGGCGGUGCACGUACUCGAAGCACCCCGGGCAGCAAGACCAGCAUACUGCACUAUUCUCUCAUUGGCGUCCUGUUCGCGAGACUCGUAACUGUGGCUGUGCCAGCGAUGGCCGGCGCUCCAGGCGGUCCCUUGGCGCCUCACGACCUCCUUCCGGAAAAGGAGCUAUCGUCUAGACGGCGUCAACCGGAGCCGCUCUACAACGUCCCUCCGGAUGUCCAGGACGGAGGAGUCCUGACCGAAGACCCACGCGUUGAGGACCAGCAGCCGCGCACCGUGGCCAUGGCACCGUCUGGCGACGAUGCUCGUGACGGACCCCUAGAUUUUGCUGCAAUAUACAUCGCCCGGAGCAAUGCGGCGCACGGCGUGGCCCUCUUCGACUCGCCGGGGACAGAGCAAUACGUGUGGAGCGAGUGCAUUCGCCACUACUACACGUACUGCACUCCCCCGGUGGUCAUGUUCAACUACGACACAAAAGAGAGUGCGUGCGUUCCAACAACAGCGGCCAGCUAUGCAACCACGGCGCCAACCUAUUCGGUAGCAAGAAACUGUGGCUGGGGAACUGCCUGUUCCCCAGCCAACAACUCAAGUUUGCAGUGAAGCCCCAGCCGCGCCCUCAUAACCGCCUGAAACUCCUUCUCCUCGAGGCUGCAAAUACGCCGUACAUCAAACUUUCCCUAUUACCUAAAUUAGGCGUUAACUGUGAAAAAAAAAGGUAUAUUCCAGUAAUUUUACAUGUUUUCAUCCGUGUAUUAUAGUGUAGCCGUGAAAACCUGAGUCUUGCAAAACACUUGCAACGGAAAAUCCCAGCGUGUGCCACAGGUCUCGACAAGAAAGAAAAGCCACAACUUCUCGAAGUUUUGCAAAAGACUGCAAAUACUGUUACGUUUGACAAUAGACGUUUUUAUAUAAUAAAUAUUAUUAUCUUUUA